This is a messenger RNA of Hibiscus syriacus, 1117 nucleotides long. Its product is annotated as glutathionyl-hydroquinone reductase YqjG-like. Gene Ontology annotation, molecular function: glutathione transferase activity. NCBI's taxonomy places the organism in Eukaryota, Viridiplantae, Streptophyta, Magnoliopsida, Malvales, Malvaceae. Gene Ontology annotation, cellular component: cytoplasm. The record is from RefSeq and is a predicted model, not a curated record.
CGUACUUGUCAAAUGGCUCGAUCUGCACUGGAUGAAAUGUCAGAUUCCGGGGCUUUUACCAGAACUGCCUCAACAUUUCGUAACUUCAUUCGAGAUCCGAAUUCUCAGUUUCCACCUGAGUCGGGAAGGUAUCAUUUGUAUAUAUCAUAUGCUUGCCCUUGGGCUUCUAGGUGCCUAGCUUACUUGAAGAUCAAAGGACUUGAGGAAGCCAUUGGUUUCACGUCUGUCAAACCCAUAUGGGAAAGGACGAAGGAAACAGAUGAUCAUAUGGGAUGGGUUUUUCCAGCCUCUAAUACAGAGGAACCAGGUGCUUCACCUGACCCCUUUAACGGAGUGAAGAGUAUAAGGGGACUAUACGAGCUUGCAAGUACCAACUAUACCGGGAAAUUCACAGUUCCAGUCCUGUGGGACAAGAAAUUCAAGACUAUUGUUAGUAACGAGAGUGCAGAGAUAAUCCGCAUGCUAAAUACUGAAUUCAACGAUAUAGCAAAGAAUCCUGCUAUGGACCUACAUCCUCCUCAUUUGAGAGCUCAAAUUGACGAGGCAAACGAAUGGGUAUACAAAGGAAUCAAUAACGGUGUUUACAAAUGUGGGUUUGCAAGAAAGCAAGAGCCUUACGAUGAGGCUGUAAAACAACUAUAUGAAGCGUUGGACAAAUGUGAGGAGAUUCUUUCCAAGCAACGCUACAUUUGUGGAAACAUUCUAACCGAGGCAGAUAUUCGACUGUUUGUGACCCUCAUAAGAUUUGAUGAGGUCUACGCCGUUCAUUUCAAGUGCAACCAAAAGCUUCUACGAGAGUACCCCUAUUUGUUCAACUAUACCAAGGACGUUUACCAAAUCCCAGGAAUGAGCAGUACAGUGAAUAUGCAACACAUCAAGCGCCAUUACUAUGGAAGCCAUCCUACUAUAAAUCCAUUUGGGAUAAUCCCUCUUGGACCGGAUAUCGACUAUUCUUCUUCGCAUGACCGAGCACGGUUUUCUGCAUAGCAAGUAUGUAUCCUAUACCAUAAGCUCUUGUUUAUUUUAUUCGAUCAUGCUCAUUGUUGCAAUCCACUAAUUCUUCCCUUACAUCUGCAGAGGAAGUUGUGUCCCUUUCCUUUGUUGCAGGAUCUUUUUU